AUGGUGUUAGACCAACACAUGCUCCAUAUGCGUCUUGAUGAUGGCCGGCCCGUCGACUUUGCGGCGGUCAUUACACCACCAGAAGACUGCGAUUCAAAUGAAAGCAACAAGAAACUGGAAGUUCCACCCACUGAACAAGUGCCUGUGUCAGUGGAACCUGACCAUGGAGCAAUGAUUUAUCGACUCACCCCAACUCCUACGCUUAUUUUGGAUGGCUCGUUGAAGGUGAUAGAAACAUCACAAAGCCAUCAAAAAGCAUUCAACCAUUCUCGGGAGCAACUUCUGGGAGCGAGUAUAUAUGAGAUGAUACCAGCGCUCAUCCCCGCGCCGGAUAUUGCCUCUCUCAGUGGUGCAUUAGGCGCCGCGAUCGCGACGAAACAGACUCAAGUGAUUCAACGAGUCCACUGUUCAAAGUCUGAUUAUUCUUUGAGGGUAACGCCGAUAUUUGACGAGGAUUCAUUGAUUUACGUUCUUCUCGAAGCACACGAGCAGAAGCGAAAACAAAGAAAUUCAAAUAUUAGUGAACAGGCAUAUCUCAACGAGACUUAUAAAAUUCUAAUCGACACGGUCAAAGACUACGCAAUUUUUAUGCUAGAUACCCGAGGCUACAUCGCAACAUGGAAUUCUGGCGCUGCUAUUCUCAAAGGUUACACGGCUCAGGAGAUCAUCGGUCAGCAUUUCUCUAUCUUUUAUGGGCAAGAGGACCGCCAAAAUGAUAAACCAGGGCGGGAGCUCGAAGUCUGCAUGCGCGAAGGGAAGGUCGAGGAUGAAGGCUGGCGUUACAGAAAAGAUGGCGGGCGCUUUUGGGCCAAUGUCAUGAUCACUGCCAUCUACCAGUUCGGUCGGCAUGUGGGCUUCGUGAAGGUGACUCGAGAUCUGACGGAGCGCAAAGCUGCAGAAGCGCGCCUCAUCGACGCGUUUGAAGAAUCCUCGAAGUUGAAGACCGAUUUCCUCGCCAAUAUGUCGCAUGAGCUCCGAACUCCGAUGAAUGGCAUGUUUUUGGCCUUGGGCAUGCUGACAAGAACCUCUUUAACGGACGAACAACGUGAAUUUGCGUCAAUCUUGGAAGAUUCAACUUCAAUCCUUCUGCAAGUCAUUAACGAUGUCCUGGACUACUCGAAAUUAUCAUCUGGGUCAUUCUCCAUCACCGCCGACGUGGUAAACAUACCCAGUGUGAUCAAUGCAGUGAUUCGAAAUUGCCAGCCCUCAGUGAAGCCCGGUGUCUCAUUCAAAUCUUCAGUGGCUUCGGACUUUCCUCCAAAUGUCAAGGGCGACCCAUUACGCUUUCGUCAAGUCUUGCAAAACCUUGUUGGUAACGCAGUGAAGUUCACAGAAGCGGGCUAUAUCCACAUCAAUGCGUCUUACUCAAAAGACCCCACUGAUCCUCGUUCAUACGCCAUCUCGAUCCAGGUGGUAGACUCUGGUAUUGGAAUCCCAGAGAAUGCUGUCAAUACCCUUUUCACCCCUUUCAGCCGAUUUGCAGACUCUGCGACCAAACGAUAUCAAGGGACUGGACUAGGACUUUCCAUUUGCAAAAGUUUAGCUGAGCUCAUGGAUGGUGCUGUUGGAUUCUAUACGAACCCAGAUGGUCCCGGCAGUGUCUUUUGGAUGUCUACAAAGAUGGGCCACAUUGAUCCGCCAACGGCGACAACAAGAGAAAUGAGGUCGCCUAUUGAACGAACAAUAUUCGAUCCUACAAAUCUACUCAAGACAAUCGCAUCUCGAAAGCAAAUCCUUCUUGUUGAAGACAAUAAAGUAAACCAAACCAUCAUGCUGAAAUUGCUAGGGUCUUUGGGCUUUGGACGGGUUGAUGCUGCCUGGGAUGGCGCUGAAGCCGUUCGCAUGGUGAAGCAAAAGCCACUUGCAUACAAUGUCAUCCUAAUGGAUAUCAAUAUGCCCGUCAUGGAUGGAUUACUAGCCACCACGCACAUUCGGGAUAUGAAAAUUGAUGUCCCCAUCAUUGCAUUGACAGGAAAUGCCCUCAAAGGAGAUGCUGAGACGUACCUGGCGAUGGGCAUGAAUGACUACAUUGCGAAACCGCUUCACCGGCAACAGUUAGUAGAUAUGCUCUGGAAAUGGUGCGGAGCAUAA
Messenger RNA from Penicillium angulare, 2091 nucleotides. RefSeq lists its product as uncharacterized. Gene Ontology annotation, molecular function: phosphorelay sensor kinase activity. The transcript has a single exon. Bases 1 to 2091 code for a protein of 696 amino acids. NCBI's taxonomy places the organism in Eukaryota, Fungi, Ascomycota, Eurotiomycetes, Eurotiales, Aspergillaceae. The record is from RefSeq and is a predicted model, not a curated record. Gene Ontology annotation, biological process: phosphorylation; phosphorelay signal transduction system.